AUGAAUAUGUAAUGCACACUUAACAAAGAGAUUCUCCGUUGCGAGACACCUUCGACAGAUGAAACAAAUUAUGAUAUCAUUGAAUAAUAAUGCUAUUUGACAUAAAUAAUUGAAUUAAUAUUUGUGGAGAACUAUACAUACAAAGAAUUGUAGAAAUACUUUACUUAUACAUUCUAAUAAAUAGAAUAAUAUGAUUUCUUUUUUGACUAAGUUUACAAAUCUGUAAGGAUAUACAUGGAAGUAAGAUAUGAUUCUUAUACUAGAAAAUUCUUCAACAUAUUAAGUAAUUUUCUUAAAUUACAAAACCUAUUGAUAUCAAACAUCUAAAAGAUUAUUGCACAAUAAUUAAGGAGUUAGAAAAAUCUUAUAAGGUAACUUAGUUAAAGCAUAAAGAACUACAAGAAGUAGUAAAAUCAUUUUCAAACAAAGAAAAAAUUUCUUAAUCAGUUCAUUGCUUAAGAUUGAUGAAAUACUCUUUUAUAAAUAUAGUAUUGAGAAACAAAGAAGUAAAUGUAAGAAUCUGAUGUAAAAUAUAGGACUUUUUGAACUCAAUUAAGAAAAUAUUAGAUAAAUGUUUCUAUUCAUAAACCUAAAAAUAUUCUAAAACUAAGGAACGAUUAUAGUUAUUUAUAUCACUUUCAAAUGAAAAAUAAUAGGAUUGUCUAAGCUAUUAUGAUGAUAAAAAAAAGUGGAGAGCAUCAUCUAUAAUAAAUAACUCUAAUAAUAAUAAUUAUAAUGAAAAUACAUCUAUAAUUGUUCAAGAUAAUAAUGCAAUACGAAAGAAAGUAUAAUAAGAAAGUAAUGGGAAACUUAAUGAAUAUAAAAAAUUUGAAUAAAACCUAGAAGAGUACUUUUAGGCAAAAGUAAAUAUAGAAAAAAAGGAAAUAAAUGUAUCUUAAGAGUGGAUAAAUAGAUUAAAACAAAAAACCAAAAAAAAAUGA
Molecule: messenger RNA, 941 nt
Organism: Paramecium sonneborni
Lineage: Eukaryota; Ciliophora; Oligohymenophorea; Peniculida; Parameciidae
Source: the annotation of a GenBank genome assembly